Messenger RNA from Pan troglodytes (chimpanzee), 2776 nucleotides. RefSeq names its product testin LIM domain protein (gene TES). Gene Ontology annotation, molecular function: zinc ion binding. The transcript has 7 exons. The record is from RefSeq and is a predicted model, not a curated record. Lineage: Eukaryota; Metazoa; Chordata; Mammalia; Primates; Hominidae. The coding region runs from base 242 to 1480 and encodes 412 amino acids.
AAAGUCCCUUUUAUAGCAAAUAAGUAGGAGGUUUUGAGGGCUGUUUAUGAGCGCAUUCCAUUGCAGUGUCCUUCAGCGGAGCCAGAGCUCAGCCAAUCCUAAUUAAGAAGCAAUUUCAGCUGCAGUCAUUGCUUAUUAUAAUAAUUGUGACAUUUUUAUAGCCCUACAUUGUCUUUCUCAAAGUAACGGAUUCAGGAGGAGUCCUUUUCUGAGUAGAGUCCACAGAAGAGGUAUUCUAUUGAUGGGCUUAGGUCACGAGCAAGGAUUUGGAGCCCCUUGUUUAAAAUGCAAAGAAAAAUGUGAAGGAUUCGAACUGCACUUCUGGAGAAAAAUAUGUCGUAACUGCAAGUGUGGCCAAGAAGAGCAUGAUGUCCUCUUGAGCAAUGAAGAGGAUCGAAAAGUGGGAAAACUUUUUGAAGACACCAAGUAUACCACUCUGAUUGCAAAACUAAAGUCAGAUGGAAUUCCCAUGUAUAAACGCAAUGUUAUGAUAUUGACGAAUCCAGUUGCUGCCAAGAAGAAUGUCUCCAUCAAUACAGUUACCUAUGAGUGGGCUCCUCCUGUCCAGAAUCAAGCAUUGGCCAGGCAGUACAUGCAGAUGCUACCCAAGGAAAAGCAGCCAGUAGCAGGCUCAGAGGGGGCACAGUACCGGAAGAAGCAGCUGGCAAAGCAGCUCCCUGCACAUGACCAGGACCCUUCAAAGUGCCAUGAGUUGUCUCCCAGAGAGGUGAAGGAGAUGGAGCAGUUUGUGAAGAAAUAUAAGAGCGAAGCUCUGGGAGUAGGAGAUGUCAAACUUCCCUGUGAGAUGGAUGCCCAAGGCCCCAAACAAAUGAACAUUCCUGGAGGGGAUAGAAGCACCCCAGCAGCAGUGGGGGCCAUGGAGGACAAAUCUGCUGAGCACAAAAGAACUCAAUAUUCCUGCUAUUGCUGCAAACUGAGUAUGAAAGAAGGCGACCCAGCCAUCUAUGCCGAAAGGGCUGGCUAUGAUAAACUGUGGCACCCAGCUUGUUUUGUCUGCAGCACCUGCCAUGAACUCCUGGUUGACAUGAUUUAUUUUUGGAAGAAUGAGAAGCUAUACUGUGGCAGACAUUACUGUGACAGCGAGAAACCCCGAUGUGCUGGCUGUGACGAGCUGAUAUUCAGCAAUGAGUAUACCCAGGCAGAAAACCAGAAUUGGCACCUGAAACACUUCUGCUGCUUUGACUGUGAUAGCAUUCUAGCUGGGGAGAUAUACGUGAUGGUCAAUGACAAGCCCGUGUGCAAGCCCUGCUAUGUGAAGAAUCACGCUGUGGUGUGUCAAGGAUGCCACAAUGCCAUCGACCCAGAAGUGCAGCGGGUGACCUAUAACAAUUUCAGCUGGCAUGCAUCCACAGAGUGCUUUCUGUGCUCUUGCUGCAGCAAAUGCCUCAUUGGGCAGAAGUUCAUGCCAGUAGAAGGGAUGGUUUUCUGUUCAGUGGAAUGUAAGAAGAGGAUGUCUUAGGAGGGGGGCACCCAGAAGUAUCGAGCCAGAGCUAUCCAAAGUGGUCUGCAUUUCUACUGUAAAAUGCAAUUUGAAAAAAAUAAAACGCAAAAAAAGAAACUGUAAAGGAAACCAAGAGAUUUUAAUUUUUUUGGCCAUUUUUUCUUCAUCAAUUUUUUUUCGGUCUCAACUUUUAAACUUGGUUUAAGCAUUUGAUUUGUAAAACAGUAAAUAACUGUAUCUUUCCAUAGCUUUUCAAAUGUGAAAUCAUUUAGUUGGAAGCUUGGAUCUCAUUAAACUUCAUGUCUCUAUUCCAUUUGUGCCACACACUUAAAAGUUAGUGUACUGAAUGGAAAGAUGAGCAUUUCUAGUUCUACACUUCUUUUUUCCCCCUCAUGUGUAAAAUGAAAAGGAAACUAAAUUUGCCCUAAUACCAAGGCGCUACGUUUAUUGCCUCGUCUUAUUCACUGACCUUUGUAAUGAUACACAGUGAAUUCUUUUUGACAAAGAGAAAUGCAGUGUAGUAUGCAGAGCUGCUGUUUUAAUGCCUAUGUAUUUACUCUUUCCUGAUUUAGGCAGAGGUGGCAUUUUCUUUGUUGCAUUUCUCUAUUUUUUUAAUGUACCCUACCUUCAGUAUUCUCUUUGUAAGUUGGUGACUUCCAUCUGUGGCCUUGAAUAUUUUAUUAUCACAUGUGGCAUAACAGUAUCCACACUUUUUAGUUCUUUAUUUUUUUUUUAUUUUGAGCAAUUCUCCUGCUUCAGCCUCCCAAAUAGCUGGGAUUACAGGUGCAUGCCACCACACCCAGCUAAUUUUUGUAUUUUUAGUAGAGACGGGUUUUCACCAUGUUAGCCAGGCUGGUCUCAAACUCCUGACCUCAGAUGAUCCGCCUGCCUUGGCCUCCCUAAGUGCUGGGAUUACAGGUGUGGGAGCCACCAUGCCUGACCCACACACUUUUUACUUGUAUAGAUGAUUUUUGGCUUGGACAUAAAAGCCAAGCCACCCAUUUGCUUUUAAUCCAAAGAACAUGUAUAGUUUUUGUACCCAGAGACUAUGAUUUAUAUUGAUUGCACUUGCCUGCCAUGAUUUAGAUAAGAUUUUUUUUGCAUGGUUUUUAUUCUUUCCUAAUGGAGCCUGUUUUAUAAUACUUCCAAGCCUGUCCAUGGAUAUAUCAAAUGUCUUCACUUGUAUAUUUUCAUGGCUAGGUAUUUCUAAUGUUUAUUUUUCCCUGUGUACUUCUACACAUAGCUAUGCACUAUGAAAAUUAAAUGGAAUGAAUGAUAUGUAUAUUACUCAAAAUAAAGUUUCUUUCACUUUAA